AUGGCGGCAGCGGGGCACGCCGGCUUCCCAGGCGGAGCCCUCUGCCGGCAACUCCUGCUGACCCUCGCGAUCUUAACAGUUGCCUGUGAUGCCUGCAAAACAGUGACCCUACAUGUUCCCUCCAAAUUAGAUGCUGAAAAAUUUAUUGGUAGAGUUAACCUGAAGGAGUGCUUUAAAUCUGCUAAUGCAAUUCAUUCAAGUGAUCCUGAUUUCCAGAUUUUAGAAGAUGGUUCAGUCUACACAACAAAUGCUAUUCUUUUGUCCUCAGAGAAGAGAACUUUUACUAUAUCACUUGCCAACACAGAGAACCAAGAAGAGAAGACAAUGCUUGUCUUAGAGCGUCAGACCAAGGUACUAAAGAGAAGGCAUUCUCAAGAAAAAGUUCUAAGACGUUCCAAGAGAAGAUGGGCUCCUAUUCCUUGUUCGGUGCCUGAGAAUUCCUUGGGUCCUUUCCCACUUUUUCUUCAACAGAUUCAAUCUGACACAGCACAAAACUACACCAUUUACUAUUCCAUAAGAGGACCUGGAGUUGACCGAGAACCUCUGAAUUUAUUUUAUGUAGAGAGAGACACUGGAAACCUGUUUUGUACCCGUCCUGUAGAUCGUGAACAGUACGAAUCUUUUGAGCUAGUUGCCUUUGCAACAACUCCAGAUGGAUAUACUCCAGAACUUCCAUUGCCCCUCAUAAUCAGAAUUGAGGAUGAAAAUGAUAACUACCCAAUUUUUACAGAAACGACUUACAUUUUUGCAGUUUCUGAAAAUUGCAGAAUUGGUGAGUACGUAUUUGAUAAAUACCAGUUGAAAAUAAAAGUACAAGACAUGGAUGGUCAAUAUUUUGGUUUGCAGACAACCUCAGCUUGCGUCAUUAAUAUUGAUGAUGUGAAUGACAACUUGCCAACAUUCACUCGUUCUUCUUAUGUGACAUCAGUGGAAGAAAAUAGAAUUGAUGUGGAAAUCUUACGUGUCACCGUUGAGGAUAAGGAUUUAAUUAAUACUGCUAAUUGGAGAGCUAAUUUCACCAUUUUAAAGGGCAAUGAAAACGGAAAUUUUAAAAUUGUGACAGAUCCCAAAACCAAUGAAGGAGUUCUGUGUGUGGUUAAGCCACUGAAUUAUGAAGAAAAACAACAGGUGACCCUGCAAAUUGGUGCAGUUAAUGAAGCUCCAUAUUCUGGUAGUUCAAGAUCAGCCAUGAACACGGCAACAGUCACUGUUAACGUACAAAAUCAGGAUGAGGGCCCUGAGUGUAGCCCUGCAGUGCAAACCGUUCGAAUUAAAGAAAAUGCACCAGUGGGAACACAGAGCAGCGGAUAUAAAGCAUACGACCCAGACACGAGAAGUAGCAGUGGCAUAAGGUAUAAGAAAUUAAAUGAUCCACAAGGCUGGGUCACCAUUAAUGAAAACUCAGGAUCAGUCACAACUUUCAGAAGCUUGGAUAGAGAGGCAGAGACCAUCAGAAAUGGCAUGUAUAAUGUUACAGUCCUUGCAACAGACAAAGAUGGGAGGACAUGUACUGGGAUUCUGGAAAUUAUACUGGAAGACGUGAAUGAUAAUGGCCCAUCCAUACCUAAGCAGCAGGUGAUCAUCUGUAAGCCCGUCAUGUCGUCGGUGGAGAUUGUUGCUGUCGAUCCAGAUGAACCUAUACACGGCCCCCCCUUUGACUUCAGUUUGGAGCAGGUUCCCAGUUCCGACAUAUACAGAAUGUGGAGACUGACAAAAAUUAACGAUACAGCAGCCCGGCUCUCCUAUCUGAAUGACCCCCAGUUUGGACAAUACACAGUACCUAUCAGAGUUACGGAUAGACUUGGCCAGUCACUUGUCACUCAAGUAAAGGUUGCAGUGUGUGACUGUGUUACCGAAAAUGACUGCAACCUUCGCGUCAGUCCACGGACUGACAACGGAGGAGUGAUGCUUGGAAAGUGGGCCAUCCUUGCCAUUUUGUUGGGCAUCGCACUGCUAUUUUGUAUCCUGUUUACCUUAAUUUGUGGGGCUUCUGGGGCGGCCAAAAAGCCGAAAGUAUUUCCUGAUGAUUUAGCCCAGCAGAAUCUCAUCGUGUCAAACACCGAAGCUCCCGGCGACGACAGAGUGUGUUCCACCAAUGGCUUCUCAGCCCAUACUGUGGGCAGUUCAGCGCAGGGCAUCUGUGGCACCAUGGGGUCAGGAGUGAAAGGCGGAGGCCAGGAGACCAUUGAAAUGGUGAAAGGAGGACAUCAGACCUUGGAAUCGUGCCGGGGGGCCGGGCAGCAUCACACCCUGGAGUCGUGUAAGGGAGGUGGACAGCACACCCUGGAUUCCUGCAGAGGCGGACAAGUCGUGGCGGAAAACUGCAAAUACGCUCACUCAGAGUGGUAUUCUUUUACUCAGCCCCGUCUUGGUGAAAGACUCCGGCUGUGUGACCAGGAUACCGAUCACACGCAUGCCCAAGACUACGUCCUUACAUAUAAGUACGAAGGGAGGGGCUCGACCGCUGGUUCUGUGGGUUGUUGCAGUGAACGGCAAGAAGAAGAUGGGCUUGACUUUUUGGAUCACUUGGAACCCAAAUUUAGGACAUUAGCGGAAGCAUGCAUGAAGAGAUGAGUGCGUUCCAAUUAGUCUACAAAAGCCAAUGGCUUUCUUUUCUUUUUUAUUAUUAUUAUUACAAGAGCCAGGAUUUUUUAAAAGUAGAAAAUGCUAUGUUUCAGGCUUUUGCCCCUUUUUUGAUGGGAUCUCUUUAGUCAAAUGCACAUUUACAGAGAGAUGCUGUAAAUAAGUACACAAAUUUCCUGAUCUUGACAUAGUUUUUAAUUACUUGCUUUCCACCUUUGGACACCUGCAGAUAGAAAAAUUAAGAAAGUCUGUGUUUUUGUUUACUUUUGGGUAUAAUGACAGCAGCUAAUUCAUAGUGCAAUAAAAUAUCAUUAAUUUAUAGACUACUUGAAAUAUAACUGGAUGGAAAAUUGUAGACACCUUGCUUUAACAUUAUCUUCAGUUACCCGAUCAAUUAAUUGUGUGGUGCUUGAAGGCUGCUGUUCUCCUAAAUAUUCUGAAGUGUAUAAACUGCAUUCUUGAUCCUCUUUUAGUCUUGUAACAUGGCCUUUCUUCACAAUGCAAAGGGGGCUUCCCCUCCAAACACUGACUGUUACUAUAAUUCCAUUUUGGUGGAGUUUAUUUAGUUUCUACCUUGUAUUCCCUGUGAAAUCCAGCACUGAAUCUACAUUUCUGUUACCCAUCUUCUCCACAAAAUUUAAGUUUAAAAAAAUGCUUUAAGAAUGUAUUUUUAUUCCUGCAAGAUUUUGGUCUUUGGUUCUCUCGCUCUCUUCCCCCACCCCGCCCCCCUUCUUUCCCCAUCUCCCUCUCUUUUUUUCCUUUCUCUCUUUCUUUUCUUUUUGUUUUUGAAUUCCUACUUGGGUUGGAGAAUCUAAAUAUUUUUAAAAGCCUUCUUAUAAAGUGGGAUAUUCUGCAUUUCUGUUUUAUGCAAGCACACAUAUUCUUGGUUUUUCUUGAAAUCAAUGUAAUGUUGAUUUUGUUUCAAGUAUCUUAGUAAUUGCUUCAUUAUCUCAACAAAGAAGCUUUAAUUUUGCCUUUGAACUGUAGAAAUAUGUCAUGCUUUUAUUAGCUGCAGCAUUCUAUGUUAACGAGGAAUAGUGUAAUUAAAAUUGGGAUGUGGCUGUUUAGUAUAUAAUAGUAUAUUUGCAGUUCAUUAUUGCAAGGGUACAGUUUAUGAAUGCAAAAUAGUGAUGGUUUUGAAAUAAGCUUUGAAAUACAGGGAUUGUGCAAACUCUCUAGGAAUAACUGUUUAUAAUCUUUAGAAGAGAUGGCUAGUUAUGUCUAUGUGUUUGUAAAGGUUUUUUUUAAUAUUUUAAUAUUACAGGUUUUAACAAAUGUGGAAGUUGUCCAAACUAUUUAAAUUUUGAAAGAGUAAGACAAAAUUAAAUUAAAUAGUCAACCAGAUUCCUCGGCUUGGUUUCACACCUUAUUUUAGUCAGUGAAUUUUCUAUGUAUACUAACCAUAUGAACAUUUUAAAUGUAUUUCUAAUAUUUAGGAUUGGUAAUACCAUGACUAGUUUGAAUUCACAAGGCUGGCUUAUAACAAUUAAUUUUAAGGAUUAACAUUGGGUAAUUUAUUCACUAAUCAGUUUAUCUUUUCUAUAGUUUACUGCUCAGUCAAAAAUACUAUUUCUCAAAGUUAUUUUUAAUAAAUUAUGUAUAAAAUUCUUGUAUAUUAAUAGUUAUGAUAAAGUAAACCAAAUAGUUUUUAAAAAUCAGUGUGUUUGUUAAUCAUGUGUGUGAUAUGAGCUUGUGGGAUUGUAUUUUUCUUAUUUAGAGAAGUGAGUCUCUUUUUUAGAAUCCUGUUCUACGUUUUUUAGAAUUUCAGAGUUUGAUUUGGAGAGGUAAUUGGUCCGUUGUUACCGCCACAUUUAUCUAAUUUUACUAUUCUAAAGCUUGUGAUGCUAUGGGAUAUUGGUUAAGUUGCAUAAUUUCUCUGUGGCUUUUUCAUCAUAAAAUGGGAAAUAAUAAUAUAUCUUUCCUAGGGUGGCUGUGAAACAUUUGAAUAAAAGCUGGUUUUUAAGCAUGAAAA
Molecule: messenger RNA, 4555 nt
Organism: Vicugna pacos (alpaca)
Lineage: Eukaryota; Metazoa; Chordata; Mammalia; Artiodactyla; Camelidae
Source: RefSeq, a predicted model, not a curated record